AUGGAACAACCAGGCUUGGAAGGUCAGGCUUUGGCAGCCUGGGAGAAUCAUGCUGGAUCCUGGGAUGCAAGUAUGGGUGAUGACGGAAACGACUACUUCUCAGUCCUCGAGUUGCCUGCGUUGAAAAGAAUGAUCAGUGGACAGAAGCGAGAUCGUGCCUUGGACCUCGCCACGGGCAAUGGCCUGGUUGCGCGAUGGCUUGCCCAAGAGGGAUUCUCUGUGGUCGCGACAGACGGCGCCACGGCCAUGCUAGAACACGCAAAGGCGCGAACAGCUAUCUGGUACGACGAAGGAAGACUGGACAAAGAACGCGAGAUUUGCUUCGAACUUCUAGAUGUGACCAACGAAGAUCACUGGGCGCAUUUCAUCAACAGUGGUCACCUUCUGGAAGACGGCUUUGACGCGAUUGUGAUGAACAUGGGGAUUAUGGAUGUUCAUGAUCUUGAACCAUUAGCAGCAUCCUUAACAUCCCUUUUAAAGCAAGACGGAUGUUUCAUUGCUACAGUGCUCCACCCUCUAUUUUUCACGAGUGGCGCACGGCGCCAAAUCACAGUCCAUGAGGAUCCUGUGACUGGCCAGCGCAUACUAGACAGGUCUAUACUUUUGAGCCAAUAUCAAAAUGUGGCCCCUGCCCGGCAACUCCUAUUUUCUAGUGAUAGCGAGCAUAAACCGCCGAUCUCAUUCCACAGGUCGUUUCAAGAUCUAUUUGCCCCGUUCUUUCGGACCGGUCUCAUCCUCGAUGCCCUUGAGGAAACGAACUUCGAUGACACCUUCCGCGAGCCCUCGCGUGAAUAUGCAGCGAGGAAUUUCACUGAAUUCCCGAUGAUACUCGCGUUUAGACUCAGACGCGGGCCUGGAGAUAGGAAGGAGAGCUGUUAA
Messenger RNA from Aspergillus pseudonomiae, 879 nucleotides. Its product is annotated as class I SAM-dependent DNA methyltransferase. The coding region runs from base 1 to 879 and encodes 292 amino acids. The record is from RefSeq and is a predicted model, not a curated record. Lineage: Eukaryota; Fungi; Ascomycota; Eurotiomycetes; Eurotiales; Aspergillaceae. The transcript has 4 exons.